Molecule: messenger RNA, 1914 nt
Organism: Lasiodiplodia theobromae
Lineage: Eukaryota; Fungi; Ascomycota; Dothideomycetes; Botryosphaeriales; Botryosphaeriaceae
Product: Developmental regulatory protein
Exons: 1
Coding region: 1-1914 (637 amino acids)
Source: RefSeq, a predicted model, not a curated record
AUGGCUCCCUCUCCACAGGUCCGCCAGGCUUCCAGUGCGGUCCCUCUGCAUCACGUGCAAGGCCGAUCCUGCCGUCCGCCAGGCGACAUUGCCCUUUUGCGACAGCAAUUCGACGAUCUCCCAAUCCGGCCCGCGGACAAAGAUUCGAACUGGCCUGUUCCAUACGACCAGCUCUUUGAUCAGUACGUCGACGCCGAACUGCUGGAUCUCAGCAGCGACAAUACGGCCGAGGCCACCAGCUCUGAUGACCUUGGGAACUUCUUUGACAUCUCCUCGUCCUCGAAUGGGAGCGCAGCGCCCAAAACCUCGCCUAUGCCCAAUUGGGACCCAUCAAGGCACAGCGAACCAGAGGAAGCCUGGCAGCAGGCUUGGGGCUAUAUUGGCUCAAAAGUAGCCCCGGCCGCGCCCGAAGACGAUCAAAGUUCGAUCUUACCAGAGUCCCGUGGCAAGGCUGUAGCUGCCCACCCGGAGCUUUUCAGCUUGGACGCUCCGCCGCCUACCUGCUCCCCUCAAGUACCUAGCGAGCCCUUCGUUUUCUCUGCUCCUUCUUCCCCACGACCAAUUGUUUCUUCCUGCGAGCCUAGGAAGUUCAACAGCCUCCCCAUUCGCGGCAGCAAGAGACAGACACCUUCAGUCAUCAGACGCUCUGCUUCCAAGGGCAGCUUCUCUCCCAAGAUGAUGCGCUCAACACCAUAUCGGACCGGAUACCAGGAGAUCUGGGCCAAGCGUGUCGGCGCCCCUCCGCUCUCUCCUCCUCCCUCCUCCAAGGUGUCCCAGGAAGAGUCCCACUAUGGCUACGACUUUUCCCCGAACCUGCCCUACGCCACCUCUGGCGAGGUCGUCGACAUUGAGCGCCAACUGUCGUUUCCAAACUACAACUCCAGCCGGUCACAAAUACAGAUGACGCCAGUUGCGUCCCCGACCACCCAAGAUCCCACCAGCACAAGGUCGUCCUUCCACGCUUCAAACGACCAUUCCAACAACCCAUAUCUCACACAAGACCUCAACGAAGCAUUGCAGACACCCCCUCAAUCCUCACGCAUUCCAUCGUCCUCGUGGAACCAAGGUGCGACCGCAGCCUUCGACUUUGCCAGCUUCUCAGCCUCGUCUGACUACUCGCAAGAUCGAGAGCCUCAGCCUUGGUGGAGCAGCACUAGCGUUUCUCAGCCUUCUCAGCCCACAACCUAUCACAAUGGUCGACAUGACUUCUUGGGCGUCAGCUCAGCCUCUGCUGACCUCGCCACCGGCGGACUGAUGAUUCAAUGCGAACCAUCAUCGAUGGCAAGCAUGCUUGAUGCACAUGCGCCCGACGCAUCUUCCUCUUUCCCCACGUCUUCACCGGUCGUGUACCCAUCACAGAUGUACACGUCGACGCCCAUGGCUUCCACCCCGACCUUUGCCCAACACCAGCCUUCCGGCGCGCCUCACCCAGCGGCGCAACACCGGCAACACCAUAUGCAUCACCAAAUCACCCCUCCCUCGCGCAGCCCCACCUCAUCGCCGCCCCACCCUCCUUCAAUGAUGCCACAGCAGGCUUUCAUCGCCCGCUCGCGCCGGGACUCGUCGCAGCCAUGUCCUCCCCCAUCAUCGCGUCCUCGGUCGCACCACCGGCGCAAGUCCAGCUCGCACUCGUCGACGGGUCCCUCAUCGACGCCUCGUCCGGCUUCCGUCGGCUUUGUCAACUACACGCCUGACGAUAGCCGAAAGAUCCUGACGGGCGUGGCGCCUUCCGGGUCGAGCAAGACGAAAGCGCGACGCGAGAAGGAGGCGGCCGAGAAGCGCAGAAGGCUGAGCCAGGCGGCAGCGAGGGCCAUCAUCGAAGCAGGCGGAGACUUGGCGGCUCUGGAGAGGGAGGGCCUGCUGUACUUGCCCGAGACGAAAGAGAUGCUCGCUACGAAGGGUAACGUGGUGUAA